Molecule: messenger RNA, 2469 nt
Organism: Phytophthora nicotianae INRA-310
Lineage: Eukaryota; Oomycota; Peronosporomycetes; Peronosporales; Peronosporaceae
Exons: 4
Coding region: 539-1540 (333 amino acids)
Molecular function (GO): inositol phosphate phosphatase activity; acid phosphatase activity
Source: RefSeq, a predicted model, not a curated record
UGCGAUCUGAUAAUGACAACUAUGAGGAGCACACCAUCGUCUGCCUCGGGUUCCUUGCCUCCACGUAUAAGGAAUUGCGUCCUCCAAGCCUUUGCAUUAUGUUCGCUCGUCUUCAUCGUAGUGGCAACGCAAAUUCCCAGCUCCUUCCUAUUGGACACACCAAGUAUUUUUCGAUUCUCAAAACGUUCCACGACAGAUAAGUUCGAGCACAUGUUCGCCACGAAAACCAAAUACUGGGACCAACGCGAAGGCAUGAAUAUCAACAAUGAUCCAGCAGUAGAGGGGGCCAUAUUGACGUUUCCUGGACUUGCUGAUAUGAACGACCAAACUCCACAUCAAUCCAAAUUGGAGCUCAUUCAGACGCAACUCGUGGUGCGCCAUGGAAUAAGGUAGGGGAUAUUUUUAUGGGGUGAAAUACAACUUUACAGAAUGUGGUGCUAAAGAAUCCGGUGUCAGAUACCCAACUGGGGGCAACAUAAAAGAGAUAAAUAAUCUCUUGGAGAAACUAAAACCUUAUCAAGAUUCGCUGCCGACCUGGAUGAAGAACUACGCGCUGCCGUACAAUAUGAGCGUGGCGGGAGAGCUUGCGGUGGCGGGGAAGCACGAAAUCUCAAAGCUUGGCACUCGUGCUCGGUCGAAAAGUGGACAUGAAAAACCGGUGAUAUACUUGAAGGAGAAGUACCGCAUCACGCACACACACAUUACCAGGACUCGAGAUUCCGCUAUCGCAUUUGUAGGCUCGUUCUUUGAGAAUCCAGAGGACGUGGAGUACAUUGAGUACCCGAAGGACAAGGACGUUCUACUGCGGUUCUUUGAUCAAUGUGCGCGAUACCAGCGUGAGGUGAAGAAGAAUCAGACAGCACAACUACAACUACAUGAUUUUCAAAAAUCAAGCGUCUUGGCUAAGAUUGCGCUAUGGCUAAAGUAUUCUCUUGGAUUAAUGCAAGAAAGCAUCGAAUUCUCAUCUAACGAUCUGAUGGCAGUGCAAUCUGCUUGCGCGUUUGAUAUCGCACUUUAUCAUCAUAAACACCAUUGGUGUUCGUUGAUGUCGAUGACUUUCAUCCAUUCGUUGGACUAUCUGGACGACCUUGAGCAGUUCUAUUGGAUUGGCGGUGGGUACAAGAUCAACUAUGAAAUGGCUGCGGUUCUUCUACGUGAACUUUUCAGUACAAUGAAGGGGAGAGUAAACGGCAGUAACACUCUAGUGGGCAAUCUCUUCUUCGCACACGCUGAGACGACACUCCCAUUGAUGACGUUAAUGGGGUACGGAGAUCGUUCCCUUCUGCUGGCAAAUUCCACGGAUACCGAGAUCAAAACUCGGGGCUUUCGGACAUCAAUUCUCUCUCCGUUUGCAGCUAACAUCGAAUUCCGCUUGUUCAAGAGGAAAUCAAGUGUCCAAGAAUUUUACGUUCAAAUUCUCGUAAAUGAGAGAAAAGCCAAAAUUCCAGGUUGCGGACACGUCUUCUGCAAGUUGUCGGAGCUGGAAAAGCAGUGGGAUUACUACUUGAACACAUACGAUUUCCAAAAGGACUGUGUCUAAAGCUGCACAAACCUGGAUUUAGAUGUGACCAUUUCGGAUUCUUUUUCGACUCUUCAACGUGAUCGCGCGAAUGGACUCGCAAUCCCCUGACACUGGUUCAGCUCCACCACCGCCGAAUAACUCUACGACUGAAGAAACAACUACCGUUCAAGGAGACAAGCAGACACGCGAGGUUACAGAAGUUUUAGCUGUUACAUUUUAUGUUUACUGUGUCGGUGAUCUCAUGUGAAAAAGUGAUUAUUGGUUGUAGGAUGAAAUUGCAAAAGUUAUGACGCCUGAUGCAGAAUCUUCUGUUGUUUGUGAGAGUAACACCACAGGCACGCUUCUGCCCAUUCCUCUCGGCAGCUUGAUGGAGCUUACGUUGGAUUACAUUUGUGCAAAUUCGGUCGCAGAGGUGGAACAUCUGAAGGAGCUCGCAGUCGCCAGACAAGUGAGCGUUCGAGGUCGACUUCACCUUAGCGGCGGAAUAUCUCAACGUUCAGUUGCCAGCGCUAGCAUUUACGCAGACACAAAACACUGCGAUGGUCGGACAUGCUUUCGCUUGCAAACCGACAAAGGCGACCCAGUUAUACUCCGAUUCGAGCUAAGUCCUGACGUUGCGACAGAUUCGUUGCCUCAGCUUUCUCUUGAAAUUCACUCGAGAAGAUCACAAAAAAGAAAAUUGUCGCUAUUUGUAGCGUUACAAUGCUUGCUGAAAAAGCUAACGAUUGGUAUCGAGUACCAGUCCAGUUUGCAACUUCUCGAUGAACAAGAUCAGUUUUGUGGGCGUCUUAACACAAAAUUUCGAGGUGGAUUGGUAACAGAUUUGGAGCAUAAUGAUCAGGCGUGGACGACGAUGGUGCACCAGCCAGAGGCCUGCAUUUUAACAGUACAAGUUACCGACCUACAGGCUUCUGGAAAUGAAUGUAAAGAUUCUCGUUGUUUGGCAC